AUCCUACCGAACACGCCCGACGUGUUGCUGAGAAAACCCGAUUUGGUCCCCAGGAUUCUCCGGACACUGUCAUGGGUUUUCCAAUUCUCGUCGUGUACACAAUCAAGAGAGCUCCUAAGAAUGAAGAAGAGUCUUCAGAUUGCGCCGACGGUUCAGAGGCGACCACCUGUUGCCGCCGACCAAAAUUCAUAAACUUCCGAGGUACAGAAUGGUCUGAUCGUUGGAUAAUCGAGCCACAGGGAUACGAUGCCUACGAAUGUGUCGGGCCUUGUACCAAUAGGGGUCAUGUGCGGACGGGGCGGGAUCUUCUCGAUCUCCUCCAGAGGCCCAGGACGGUGUCGUGCAAAGCGUCAAAGACAUCCCCUCUACCGAUGAUGUACCUCGUGAACAGAGAUGGUGUAACUGAAAUAGUUGUCGAAAGUAUUCCUAAUAUGAUUAUUGAGGAAUGUAAAUGUACGAUAUGAAUAAUCAAUAAUAAUAAUAAAAUUAUUAUUAAUAUUAUUAUUAUUAUUUAUUAUUAAUAUUAAUUAAUAGUAAUUAAUAAAUAUAAAUUAAUAAUACAAUAAGUUUAUAAUAAUUGUAUAUAGAGAUAUUUUGAUUUCUUUUAUUUUAUUGAAGCUUAUACUGUAUUGAAAAUAUUUCUUGAUACGGCGUAUAAGUGCGAAAGACAUUUCAACAAUUUAAACAAUAAAACAAGUUGUGGACAAUACUGUAUAGGCCUGCAUAAGUUUAAACGGUAAAAAUGAGAAAGUUUGCGAGUGUCAUCAUUUACGUUUCACGUCUUUUGACAUUGCACUCUGUCUACAAGUUUUCUGUCAUAGGCUGAGUGAGGAUAUAUGUAACCGGUCAGUUCUGAUCUUAUGUUGUUAAUCCAUGUGUUUCUUGGUUUCCCAUUCUCUUUUGUAAGAUCAGGAAAACACUGGUUGUCGACACAGUAACCUGAAACAAGGAUACCU
Anneissia japonica is the source of this 956-nucleotide messenger RNA. RefSeq names its product left-right determination factor 1-like. Gene Ontology annotation, molecular function: growth factor activity; cytokine activity. Gene Ontology annotation, biological process: SMAD protein signal transduction; BMP signaling pathway. The coding region runs from base 72 to 464 and encodes 130 amino acids. The record is from RefSeq and is a predicted model, not a curated record. Gene Ontology annotation, cellular component: extracellular region. The transcript has 2 exons. NCBI's taxonomy places the organism in Eukaryota, Metazoa, Echinodermata, Crinoidea, Comatulida, Comatulidae.